CUUCCCCUCUCUUCUUUUGUUCUUCCCCAAUUCUGUCUCCCAAAUUAGGAUUUCGGAAUUCCAUUACUUAAAAUUUCUAUUCUUCCAAACCAUAUUCCUUGCAAUGCACGUAGUAAUGAAGAGCAUAAUCACUUUAGAUUUUCUCAUACCCUCAGAAUGCCUUCCUAUAUAUAUUAGCAGAUUUUGUUAUUCUUGCCGGAAAGUGCUAAGAGCCCCUUUCACCAGAUGGAAAUCUUUUCUCCCAUUUUGUUCUUCUCCCCCAUAUAAGACCCAAUUUUUUUAUCUCCAAACCUGCAAAGAAGGGUUUUCCCGGCCAAAAAAAUCUUUUCUUUGGACGGAGUUACCUCCGGUACUCUUCUCUGAACCCACUUUCUUCUAUCUACCUGAAGCUUUAUCCCAAGAAUCUUUCUUCUCCCCUACACAUAAGAAGACCCGAUUUUGUUACCUCAAACCUGCAAAGAAGGGUUUCCCCCCCAAAAAAAUCUUUUCUUUGGACGGCAAUACCUCUGUUAGAACCCACCUUUUCGAUGGAGCUCCUAAACUUUCCUCAAGAACUUGCUAACCACCGCCAUUUUCUUGCCAAUCUGGCCUCCUUCACUAGCCUCGCUGCUUCAAGCAGAAAUUACCAUCAACGACCAGUGAAAGCUUGGAAAUUUCAGUUACUGUUGGGCGCCCGUAAUGUUCCGUUUUACCUAAUCGAGCAACCGUUCGUCCCGGAGCAGGAAAAUCAAGAUAAUGGCGAUCCUAUCUGUAUUCACUGCUCUCAUGCAGAUUGGGGUGGACAUUUUGUGUCCACCAAGUCCUAUCAUUUUAUUCUGCCUCCAGAAGGAUUUUGGAAUCAGAAGAUGAUCAAACUGGACAGGCAAACCUACACAAGAAACUACCUGCUGCACGGAGUCAUCCACUCCUCCGGUUAUGGCCAUAUUAUUGGAGUUCAGGCUGGUGGAACCCUCACAGAGGGAGACUUGAGGGAGUUUUGGGUUAGGAUUUGUAAUUUCCUACAUCCAACCCUUAUUAGUUGGGAAGGUCAUGCAAACCAAAUCAUCAGACGGCCAUAUACUCCCUACAAUGGUAACAGUGAAGAGAUAUGGUUUAAACUGAUCCUCCAAUCUCAGUUUGCCGAUGAAGAAUCACCCUGCAAGCCUCAAGGAAUUUAUGUUCAGGUUCCUGUUGAUUCGAAUGUUGGACAGCUGAAAAAAGCAGUGCAGGAAGCGAUUAGGGAAGCCUAUGCCGUAUGCCGAAAUUUCAACUUGAGCUCUAUUGAAGAUUGUGUUGGGCAAGUAGACUCUACCUUGGUUUCAGAUUGUCUGCAGUCAGGAAAUAUUGUGGUGAAGGGUGCUAACAUCAGUCCAGAGGUGAGAUUCAGAUAUCAGGGAGGCACAAAAAGAUUGGCAUGCACGUGUGGUGCACGAUAUUACAAUGCUAGGAUGAGGGUGUUUCUUUGUGCUCAGUGUAGAAAAUAUCAUCAUUGUUUGUGCUAUCAUGAGUCUGAGUCGAAUCCCGUUCCUAAACGUUGCCUUCCCUGCAACAUGCGCCAUAUAUUGAGGAGGGGUGAGGACAUCAAUGAACCAUUUGAGUCUGAGUUAAUUGAACACCAUCUACUGCCGGAGGAUUAUCUUAAGGAUCUUAGUGGUAAAUUGGAGUAGGACCUAAGUCGCAAAGUGGAGGAGAAAGAGGAGGAUACUUGAAGAGAGCAGUGGCCCUUUUGAUGUGAAGGGAGGAUUGAGUUCCAUUGUACUGGAUUGUCAUCAUAUGGGCCUGCAAGACAUUCUAUCAUUUCCGUGUUAGCAUUCUUUUUUUGUUUUCUGUUUUCUUGCAUUUUUUUUUCCCUAUCUUUCUUCAUAUGUAAAAUUUGCUCAGACUAUCUGUUGAUCUUAGUGAAAAAUUCUGAGGCUAGGUAUCUGUAAAAAAUCUGCUAUC
Molecule: messenger RNA, 1920 nt
Organism: Oldenlandia corymbosa var. corymbosa
Lineage: Eukaryota; Viridiplantae; Streptophyta; Magnoliopsida; Gentianales; Rubiaceae
Source: the annotation of a GenBank genome assembly